Molecule: messenger RNA, 2379 nt
Organism: Pimephales promelas (fathead minnow)
Lineage: Eukaryota; Metazoa; Chordata; Actinopteri; Cypriniformes; Leuciscidae
Source: RefSeq, a predicted model, not a curated record
GCUGUGAACCGAACAGGUUUGAAGGGUUCAGAGAUUCACCAGCUACUUUUUCAAACUACAAGUCCAGCGGAACGCAAAGCCUAACGUUACUUAACGCCACAGCUCGAGUGUUGAGACGUAAAGUUAAGUUGUGUGACCUAAGGAGGGUUGGUCUUGAAUAAAUCUCUACUUUGACGAAGCUCAGCAGCGAAGCCGAACCUCUAAAUAGUAUACAGACCUGAGCGCUGCACUGUUAAGAAGAAUUUAGCCGUUAUUUUUUUCGUAAGUCCUCGGGAGUUUUGAAAAAAUAGGUUUUCAUACAGUGAUAUCACAACGGAAAGGUUUAUCAUAUGUAUCGUUAAUAGUUUACCGGGAAUGGUUGUGCGGGACUGAGAAGAAUUUCAAGUCAUCUUUCGGACUUCAUCCAGGAAGAAAACACUUUUUUUUUUCAUCGGAGCGGACAAGUAAACGUUUAUUUCCAUCCAUCGUUGGACGACGAGCUUGUUCAACAUCGCAUAACUUCAGGUUAAAUAUAGCCUACAUCGAAAAUUCGGAUCUCAUCCAUACAAUUUGAUGUCAAGGUUACUAUAGGAAAUUCUAUAUUGCCAUCCAACACGCGUCGUGUAGUUGUUUGCUUGAUGCUUUUGUAGAUUAUUAAACUAACAAGCGCGUGGACGACACUGGCAUUGUGCUGUUGUGAGGCGUUUCAUGCUUUCACGGGAUUAGAGUUUGAAUUAAAAUCUCUGGAUGGACGAAAACGACAAUAUCCCGUGCCGUGUGGAUUACUGAGAGAGAGAUACGCGUGGGAAUCGAGACACCUGAGCCGGAUACCUGUAACUUUUCUCUCUCUGUCGAAAGCUCUUCACCAUACAUGAGAUUGGGCUUUCUGUCUGUCGCUGGUUGACACGGUCUUUUUUUAUUUAACUCCUACUGGUCUGGUAGAAUGGACGUGAUAGCCCUAGAUAAAGUUCACCAGCAUCACAAUCCAACAGAUUCUCGCUGGGAAUUCGUCGCUGGACUGUAGACGUCGGUCGGGAGAUAUUUUGGAGGAGCGCUGUUGUUUAUCAUCACAAACGGGAUUUAUUCGUGGAAAAACUACGAUGUCCGUUUUACGCUCUUGGAUGGAAACUCUGUUGCUGUAUAUGUUCAUUUCAGAUGUUGCUGGUAAAGUUUCCCCUACCAGUUCCGAUGCCCUCUUCAGCGUCCCUGUUCCUAGUACCACCUCCAGUCCACCAGAAGUUUACCUCCCUGCUAAUUUCAAGAUCUCCAACACACAGUUGGCCUUCUUUCUCCAGGAGACCCGAGUUACAUCAUAUGGCAGCCAACGUGGACACCCUCUUCAGCGCUCUGAAAGCUUUGUGGUCUUCCAGACUAAGGAACUGCCUGCAAUCAACAUCUCACUUGGGCCUUUCACCCAAGACCAGACAUUGUCCAAAGAUCUACUACAGCCGUCAAGCCCUUUGGAUAUUCCUGGAAGGCUGACGGUCAACUGGAAGGUCCGGGCCUUUAUUGUACAGUCUAGAGUGUUUGCUAGUAACCCAUUGGUUCAGGUGCUGUUCUAUAUUGCAGGACGGGACUGGGAUGACUUUAAGAUUCAGGACAAGCUUCCAUGUGUGAGGCUGCAUGCUUUUAGAGAUGUGCGGGAGAUCAAAACUUCCUGCAGGCUUCAAGGGAAUCUGGCUCAAUGCUUGGCCCAACUGGAUCUCCCUUCCACGUGGUUCAAUGUUAACGUUGCACCACUGGGUCGCAGAAAGUCUUCAGGAACAGAUGGGCUUGAGUUAAGUGGGGAGACCCUUCAAGUGGAGCUUUACUAUAGCCUACAUGAUCCAGACAGCAAUGAUGAGUGUGGGGAGAGCUACCCACGCCGGGGAGGGGCAUCCAGAGGGGAGAGCUCAUCCCAACAACCCCUUCUGCGUAUUGGGAGCAUCAGUUUGUAUCAGCCCAGUCAGGAACAAUUGGUGGUGGACAAACAGCUUGACACGAACCUCUUCCUGAGGUUACCAGAGAGGCCAUUAAAGCCAGGAGAGAUCCUCAACAUCUACCUGCUUUUGGUCCCAAAUUCAACUGUGGAGCAGUUUACACUCAAGGUGAAAGCAAAGAAAGGGGUGAACCUCCUCAGCACCAAGUCGAAGAGUAACCAGUGGAGGGUUGAAUGGGAUGUGCAGUCCGGAGCCAAACACUCGAUUGCAACCGUGGAAGCCAGCAAGAUCAAAGGAGUCACUGUGUAAGUCAGCUUCCCCGCAUUUGUACACUGAUCUAGGAACAGCUUCUCCAGUGGGGAAACUAAGCAGUGCGUAGUGCAUAGUAAUUGGUGCAUUCAAAUUAGCAACAAAAAAAGACAACCUAAACUUUCAUGUUUGAAUCAUCACACACACCCAACAUCUGCUAGUUAAUCCAAAU